Molecule: messenger RNA, 1011 nt
Organism: Alternaria rosae
Lineage: Eukaryota; Fungi; Ascomycota; Dothideomycetes; Pleosporales; Pleosporaceae
Exons: 1
Coding region: 1-1011 (336 amino acids)
Source: RefSeq, a predicted model, not a curated record
AUGCUAUCGCGAAAGUUGGUUGUUCUGCUUUUGGGAGGAGCAUUGGCAACGUGUCUACCAACAGACCGGUGUGAAACCCAACCAAACUUCGACGUCGGGCUUAUUGAUGUCAUCCCAACCAUUCCUACUUUCGAAAACCUCGCUGUCCGAAAAAAUGGCGAAGUCCUUAUCACGUCUGUUGUCUCUUCCUGGCUACACCAAAUCUCACCAAACGCUAGCUAUCUGCCUAUACCUAUCGCCAGAAUACCCACAUUCACAGGUAUACUAGGCAUUACCGAGCUACAGAGGGAUUUGUUUUACGUCAUCUCCUCCAACAUGACUGGGACUACCUGUUCGAACUCUGUCUGGGAGAUUGAUCUGCGCAACGUCACCGUUACACCCUCUGGCGACAUCUCUCAGCCAGCCCAGAUUUCUCUUAUCCAGGAGUUAUGUACAGCACGACAACUCAACGGCCUGACUGGCUUGUCUACGAAUGAUACCACCAACCUUUUGAUUUCCGACUCGGCGAACGGUACUGUGUACAAACUGAACGUCAAGACCGGAGAUUACAAGAUCGUUCUGGAAGAGCCGGAGUUUGAUCCUUUGCCUGAAGGUCUACAUGUCGGAAUAAAUGGCAUUCACGUUCACGACGAUGCUCUAUAUUUUUCCAGCUUGGACCAAGGGCUCUUUGCUAGGGUUCCAAUAUCCCUUGCAACUGGCUUUGCUACUGGCGCGGUUGAGAUUCUUGCGACGAACAUCACCAACGGAGACGAUUUCGCCAUCUCCCCUCAGGGCACGCGUGCUUGGAUAGCUACAAACGGCCCUAACGAAAUUGUCGAGGUCGACAUUGCAAACAAAACUCAGCGUAUCGCGGCCAGUAGUCCUUUCCUAGGAUCCGCAUCAUCGAUAGCGCUUGGCUAUUGGCAGUCAAAGGAGGUUCUAUACGUGACUGGUGGAUUAGCUGUUGGGAUAUCUACUAGUAAAACUCGAGGCCAUCUCGCUGCAGCUAGAUGGAAUUGGCAUGGAGUUUGA